UACAACGCUGCUCGAAGCCUCGCAGCGUCGCAGGAGAGAGAAAAAGGGGCCGAGCUUCCUCCCCAGGGAUCCAUCCCCUUCGCUGUCCCGAACACCAAAAAGGAAAAGAACCCGUCAUGGUCCUCAUCUCCGAGAUCUCCAAGGAAGGAUGUACGAAACUGAAGCAAAGAGAUGGAGUGGAGGACGGAGGUGGAGGGAGCGACGGCGGGAUAGUUCUCGACUCGCAGAAUGCUGUCGCCGAAGUGGCGGAGCUCUUGGUAGAAGGCGGCUCAGUACCGGGUGAGAAUUCGCUUAAGGAAGCUGACAUGUCUGCAGGGAAACCACCCUACAAUGAGUAUGCCCUUCGCGUGGCUUACAUCAUGCGCAGCUACUUACACACGCGGCCAGGCUCGGGUAGCGCCGAUGUUGCUGCAUCUGGGGAGGUAUCAGCCGGCGGCGAUCGGUGCCGAGCAUUGAUGGAGGUGGUGAAGAAGGAGACUGGGAGGUGGUUUGUGUCUACGGUUGUUUUGGAGCAUGCGCACUCGCUUACCCCACCACCUGAUCCUGCUGGCACUGUUGCUGGCAGCAGGCUGGUUCCAGCGGUUGGCAUGGAAUUCGAUUCCAUUUCGAUGGCAAAAGCAUUCUACUACACCUACAGUGAGAAGAUGGGUUUCAAGGCCAGGACAGGCUCUGGUCGGCGUUCAAGGGGUAAUCCAAGUCUGGUGAUGCAGAGGUUUCUGUGCUCCAAGGGAAACUGCCCUCUCUCUGGAAAUUCUGCUGGCCAAAGCAUGGUAAAGAGGAAGAGAGGACCGUACAGAAAGAUUACUUCCAAUACCGGGAAUGACGGCAAUCUGGACAGCGCGGCUGAGGUAUUUCUAGGUGAGACUUGUGCGGAAGAAGCAGGGGUUGCAGGUGAUGAAAUGCGUAUUGAGGGUCAGAGUGGUCAGCCUGAGAAAAUAGAAACCUUUCAAGAGAAGGAUGGGAUGACAAAGCCGUCAGUUUCAGACUCUGAUUUGGGAAGUAAUGUUGCUGCUGUGGGUAUGGAUGGACAGAAGCCACCCUUGGGUGGUAUUCCGGCUCGGCCAUCAAAGCUACUUCUUUUGGUAGGUACCGUGUGACUGAAUUUGUAGCAGACCACAGUCAUCAGCUUGCGUUACCAUUAAAUAUUCAGAUGUUGAAAUCACAGAAGCUUUUAUCGAAUGCUCAACAUAAAAAUCAGCAAAACGCUGAUCUUAUUCCUGCUCAUUAUAAGAACUAUGUACGGGGGAAGCGAAUAAGGAGCAUGAAGGUGGGAGAUGCAGGAACUAUAUUGGAAUACUUGCAAAAGAUGAAAGGAUGUAAUCCAUCUUUCUACUAUGCCAUUCAGGUUGAUGAAGAUGAUAAAAUGACCAAUGUAUUCUGGGCAGAUGCCAGAUCAAUUAUGGAUUACUACUACUUUGGUGAUGUUGUAUGUUUUCAUACGCCUUAUAGAACAAAUGUAUGUGAUAGGCCUCUUGCUUUAUUCAUAGGUGUAAAUCAUCACAAGCAAAUUGUUAUAUUUGGUUCAGCAUUUGUAUAUGACGAGACAGUAGAAACUUUUAAGUGGUUAUUUGAGACUUUCCAGACUGCAGUGGCUGGUAAGCAACCAAAGACCAUCUUCCUGGAUCAAUGCAGAGAGAUUGAUGAUGCAAUAGCUGCUAUUUGGCCAGGCACCAGUCAGCGACUCUGCCCUUGGCAACUAUACCAGCAUGCUUUUAAACAUCUAGGUGAAUUCUUCCAAACCUCAGAAAGCUUUGUGCAUGAUUUCUGCAGAUGCAUCUUUGAUUUUGAGGAGGAAGAGGAGUUUAUGGCUUCAUGGUCGAUAAUGCUUGAGAAAUACAAUCUUAAAGAAAAUGAAUGGCUGAAAAAAAUAUACGAGAAGAAAGAAAAAUGGGCUCCAGCUUAUAGCAGAGAUACAUUUUGUGCUGACCUGCAAACUACUUUACGUAGUGAAUGCUUUAAUGACAUUCUAAAAGAAUGGUUGAACCAGGAAGCGGAUCUAUCUUAUUUCUUUAGGCAAUAUGAAAAACUUCUGGAGGAGAAACGCUAUGCAGAACUGCAAGCUGAUUAUCAUGCGAAUCAAGGCAUACCAAGGAUACCUCAUUUGCGGAUGCUUUGGCAAGCUGCCAAUAUGUAUACGCCUGCAAUGUUUGAGAUCUUUAGAAGUGAAUUUGAAUUGUUCAUGAAUUGUGUUGUUUGCAGCUGUGGUGAGAUUGGCACAUUUUCUGAGUAUGAGGUUACUCUUAAGGGAAAAACGAGAGCUCACUUUGUAAGAUUUGACUCGUUGGAUGGCACAGUCAUAUGUAGCUGCAAAAAGUUUUUUUUUGUUGGGAUUCAGUGCUGUCAUGUACUUAAAGUACUUGAUUUCAGGGAUAUCAAAGAGCUCCCACAGCAGUUUAUUUUAAAGAGGUGGAGGAAGGAUGCGAAGUCUGGAAGCUUAAGGGACAAUCAGGGGCUUGUACUUGAAGAGGACCCAAAUUCAACCAUGACAAAGCGUUACAACUCUUUGUGUCGAAUAUUAUAUAGAAUUGCAGAACGAGCAGCAGAAAAUAUGGAUACAUUUACAGUAAUGGCAGGUCAGUCAGAUCAGCUCAUUGAACAAGUGGAACGAAUUUUGCAGACAAAACUGCUCGAGAAACCUCCUCUUAACAAUGCCUUGAAGGUUCAGGCGCAAAAUCCUGCUGAAAUCCAAAUUUCUCUUGAUGACAACAGUGAAGCCCUAAAGGUUAACUGCAAAAAGAGGAAAGAGGCAGUUGUACGACGCAGACAGCAAGCUGGAUUGCAGGUGAAUAAGAGACAUAAACUGAAUAAAGGGCAAGCUGAAGAGUGUAACGAUGCAGCAAGAGACCUUGAACCGCCUCUGUCAACAACAGAUGUUAUUCCUCAAAUAAGUUCUUCCAAUCAAUUCAUUGCCCAAAGUCACUUUAUGCAGGGGCCUUAUGUUACUAGCCAUCACUUUGGACUUGCCACCGCGCAAGGCUUUCAUGCCAUGACUCAGUUUGGUCAGGACUCUGCUUCUGUUUUACAACAGACUCUCAUUUAA
Molecule: messenger RNA, 3040 nt
Organism: Dendrobium catenatum
Lineage: Eukaryota; Viridiplantae; Streptophyta; Magnoliopsida; Asparagales; Orchidaceae
Product: protein FAR1-RELATED SEQUENCE 5
Biological process (GO): regulation of DNA-templated transcription
Molecular function (GO): zinc ion binding
Source: RefSeq, a predicted model, not a curated record